AUGGAAAUAAAUCACAGCAAACAGUACUCGACAGCCGAAGAGGAAGAGCAGAGAAAAGUGAAUUUUUUGCAAACAUUACAAACAAUUGCAAAACACAAUGAAUUGUUUAACAGUGGACUCGAGUCCUAUGAAAUGGGUGUCAAUCAGUUUGCAGACUUGACUGACGCCGAAUACAAGUCCAUGUUCUCAAUGCCCGACCCAACGGUGCAAAAGCCAGCGCUGGCCGAGCCAUACAUCGCCGACCCGGAGUCCCUCUCAUCGGUUCCCAAGAGUUUUGAUUGGAGACAAUCGGGAAAAGUGACUCCCGUUAGGAACCAAGGUUCUUGUGGCUCAUGCUGGGCAUUCAGUGUUAUCGCGGCCAUAGAAUCUGCCUACGCUAUCAAGAAAAACAAACCUGGUAUAAACUUGUCUGAGGAGCAACUGGUCGACUGUAUGAACAGCAAAUGUGGCGGACAAUUGAUAACCAAAGGGUUUGAUUACGUGAAAGCGCACGGAGUCGAGAAUGAGGGCCAAUACCCAUACAAAGCCGGCUCCGGACACUACGGCAAGUGCACGGAAAAAGCAUCGGCCCCUCACACACACAUCAAGGGCUACAAGGGUUUGGGUCACGCCUCGGGUCCCAAUUUGGCCACCGAUGGCCAGAUAAUGGCCGCCAUUCAGGCCAACGGUCCGCUGUCUAUGCAGUUCAACGCCGCCGGCAAUGACUUUCGUAACUAUAAGUCCGGCGUUAUUACCAGUAAUGACAUGAGUUGGUCGGCCGCACACGCGGUGCUGCUCAUUGGUUGGGGCACUGAAGGCGGGCACGACUAUUGGCUGUUUAAAAAUAGUUGGGGCACCGCGUGGGGCGCCAAGGGCUAUUUCAAAAUGGCCCGUGGUCAUAAUUUGAGACACAUUAAUGAGUUUUUGUAUAUCCCGACGCUAUAA
Molecule: messenger RNA, 924 nt
Organism: Medioppia subpectinata
Lineage: Eukaryota; Metazoa; Arthropoda; Arachnida; Sarcoptiformes; Oppiidae
Source: the annotation of a GenBank genome assembly